GCUACGCAUGCGUGACAGUUCACAAAAUGGAUUACUUCCGGAAAUAUCUGGCACCACAACAAGGAGAAAACCAGCCGACAGGUGCCGAGACUGUUGAACGGCUGGUAGAUAGAGCUUCAUCUUCCACUCUACUCGAUGACAGGCGAGAUGCUGUGCGAGCCAUCAAAGCUCUCUCCAGGAAAUUCCGACUGGAAGUUGGUACCCAGGCAAUGGACACAUUGCUCAAUGUGCUGGAGAUGGACCGAUCAGACUCAGAGAUUACUGGAUAUGCGCUAGAUGCACUCUGCAAUGUCAUGUCAAAUGAACCUAUGGAUGAUGAUGAUGAUGAUCAUCAAGUUGGGCCAGAUGAUUUAGGAGCUCAGUUCACAGAGAUUUUCAUCAAGAAGGCAGAUAAUGUUGGACUUCUUCUGUCUCUAUUGGAGGAGUAUGACUUCCAUGUGCGUUGGCCCACAGUUCGCCUGUUGACCACACUGUUGAGUAACAAGUGUAAAGAUGUACAGGAGUGCAUUCUCGUUCAUCCCAUGGGCAUUUCCAAACUGAUGGACCUACUGUCAGAUAGUCGGGAGAUCAUCAGGAAUGAUGCUCUUCUGUUACUGAACCAGCUUACAAAGGGCAAUGCAAACAUUCAGAAGAUUGUGGCCUUUGAGAAUGCCUUUGAACGACUUCUAGACAUUGUGCAGGAGGAAGGGGCAAUAGACGGAGGUAUUGUGGUAGAAGACUGUCUACUUCUGCUUUUAAACCUGUUAAAGAACAACUCAUCCAACCAGAACUUUUUCCGGGAGGGAAGCCACAUCAAAUAUCUUAGUCCCUUCUUUGACCUGGACCAGGACCAGCACAGGCCUCAGGUCGGCUGGUCAGCACAGAAAGUCACCAACAUACACCUACUGCUGCAGCUUGUGAGGGCUCUAGUCUCCCCCAGUAACCCUCAACAGCUGACAACCAACUGUCAGAAAACAAUGUUCACAUGUGGUCUAGUCCAGGAGCUGUGUAAGAUACUAAUGGCUAGUGGGGUACCUGCCGAUGUCCUCACUGAGACAAUAAACACCGUAGCAGAGGUGAUCCGAGGCAAUCUACAUAACCAGGAGUACUUUGCGUCUGUCAUGGCCCCCUCAAAUCCCCCAAGACCAGCAAUAGUGGUGUUACUGAUGUCAAUGGUAAACGAGAAGCAGCCAUUCACUCUCCGCUGUGCUGUUCUCUACUGCUUCCAGUGCUUCGUGUACAAGAAUGAGGUUGGACAGUCUCAGAUCGUACAAACACUACUGCCAACAUCUGCUGAUUCCACAACAAUAUCAGCAGGCCAGCUUCUGUGUGGAGGCCUGUUCAGUGGUGACUCCUUGUCCAACUGGUUUGCAUCUGUAGCCCUGCUAAAUGCCAUAUGUGAUAACCCCACACAGAAGGAACAGCUACUGAGAGUCCAGCUGGCUACCAGCCUGGGUAACCCCCCUGUCUCCCUUCUCCAACAGUGCUGUAACAUUCUGGCCCAGGGUGGUAGAGUACAGACCCGUAUUGGGAUCCUAAUGCUACUGGCCACAUGGAUGGCCGACUGUCCAACUGCUGUUGCACACUUUCUAUUCAACACAGCAAAUGUGCCAUAUUUAAUAUCGCAGGUGUCCUCGUCUGACGGGGACGAGAAUGAACUCAAUGUUCAUGGUAUGUGUGCCUUCCUUCUGGGGAUAUGUGUGCUCUACAAUGAUGACCAGAAUGAAACAUUCACCACGGCAUCAAUACGACAGAUCAUAGAGAAGCGGAUAGGCUUAGAAAGCUUCACGGACAAGUUAUCCCAUGUGACCAAGAGUGAGACAUACACGCGUGCAAUCAAGAGGCCUCACCUGAACUACAAACAGGCCUCAGAAGUGUUCUUUGACCACCAGUUUGCUAUGCUGUUUAAGACUGUAGAACAUGACAUUUUAAAAGCUCUUUCACCAUCUAACAAUAUAAAAGAUAACAAAAAGCAACUUGCCAACUUGAAAGAACAUGAAAGUAUAGUCUCACAGUACAAGGAUUUGAUACAGGAGCAGGAUGAGAGAUUACGAGAGACUACCGGUCAGUUGGAAAGUCUGCAGGCGGUACAUUCGAGAGCUCAGAGACAACUAGAUGAGUACAGUCAACAGAUCCAGCAACUACGUGACCAGAAUGCUCUACUCAAGGCCACCAAAGGUUCCAAGUCUGCUGAAGGAGGUGUUGACAGAGAAGAAGAGGUGCGGGGUUUAAAUGAGAGGCUGCAGACCCUUAAUGUGCAAUUGGCUGAAAAGGAUGCCCACAUAGAUAAACUAAAGACAGAUCUCUCUGUAGCAGAGGCUCGUUUAGGUGCUCAAGAGCUCGGUGAGGAAGAUAAGGAGAAUAAUCCUAGUGAAACGGCCGUGCUUCAACAGACUGUCACUAGAUUAAAUACCGACUUGCACGAACUAAACCUAGAAGUGACUAACAAAGAUAUGGAAAUUAACCGGAUAACGUCACAAUGUACUCAGUUACAGUCACAGUUAGAAGAUGCAGUAGUAUCAGCCAAUAUGAACCAAAGUGCCGAGGUUAACACUUCCCGGGUGACUGACCUUGAAAGUGAAGUGACCAAGGUCACAGACGAGAGGAAUAGUCUACAAGAUCGUCUAAGGAAAGCUAAUGAAGAAAACCUAAACCUCUGUGAGAAAAUUAAUAGAUUAGAAGAAGAAUGUAGCAAGAAGGACAGGGAGAAGGACGAGCUGAAAGACGAGUUGGAAACAUUGAAGAAAGAGCAAGAGGAUUUGCUGGUACUGCUGGCAGACCAGGACACAAAGAUAGACAAAUACAAGAGUCGACUUAGGGAACUAGGACAAGAGGUUGAAGAGGAUGAUGAUGACUUUGACGAUGAUGAAGAUGUGGAGGACGAAAGCUAACAUCCAGAUAAUCCUUUCUUCCAGACCUGUACAAAACCUCAUCUAUGAAUAAACCAGCCAAAUAUUUUUAGAGGGCCCCAAAAGGAUUUUACUAACUAAAUCUGGGACUGAAAUGUUUAUCAUUCCUCAUAUUGAGUACAAAACCCAAUCAACCAGCAACCAGAAUUGUGUUCCUUUUCCCUUUUCUCAGAUUUUCUUUCAGAUCACUAUUCCAGGCCCUAAUUUCUAGAAACUUCUUAAGCUUAACAGGCUUAAGUUGCUUAUUUCAAUUAGCCAAAAUACAUACUUAUAGUGAUUUUUUAUCUAUGAAAAUGGUUUAUUGUGAAAAUCAUAACGAUAAUUUCUAUCUUAAGUAUUAAAACAUUUAAAGAAGUAUAUAAAAUGCAAAAUAUUGAAAGACAAAAAGAAUGGGUUUAGCUUAAUCCAGUUAUAAGAGAUUUAUGAAGUUUCACGAAAAUGGGACUUGGUUUUGUUUACUUUUUUCAUUAAAUAUAAAUAUCUGAUCAGUUCAACACUUUUUUAGGUUGUAAGGUACAGUGGCAAUGAAAGGGUUGUUUUUUUACUGCAAAAGAAAUGUUAAAUGGACAAAUAUGAUUUUUUACAUAGAAGGUUUUGUGAACAGUGAAUCAUAUAAAACCGAAUGUCCACAGUUUAUGUAUACAAUAGGCUUAAAGCUAGUUUGCAUAUUUGAACGAUUUGUUUUGUUAAUAGUUAUCACUGGAAAAAUAAUUACCAAUCAAUAAUGAGUUUGAUUAUAUUUGAUGGAACCCCAAAAUUAAAGUCUUAUGCAAUUACCUGCUCAACGAAUUGUAUUAAUCUGUUCAAAUACCUUGUUUAUUUUGUAAUAUAUUUCUUGCUCUGUGAACAUCAUUUAGUGAUAAAAUGGGAACCAUUUGACUGCUGCAGAUUUUUCCUGUAGUGCUAUAUGGGAAAAGUGCAAGAGAGGAAAUGUAACCUUUUAGCCAUUUGAAGUGCUUCACCUUAUCAUUUUAAUUAUUAUGUCAUAUACUGUGAAAUACUUUUGUACGUAAUUGAUAAAAAUCAAUAUCAGUAAAAUUGGGUGUAUGUACACAAAGUAAUGGUAAUUUGUUAUCCCAAGAAGUGGAAAAAUCACCUGUUGUAAAUUUGAUGUCAACUGUAACUUGUUGUUUUUUGACUUCCGAGAAUUAUUUUAAUAUUUUGGUGGGUUUAAUGGUAAUGCUAGACAUGUGUUAUUAAUUUAUUAUUGUCUUCAUUUUUGAAAACACAGACUGAAUGAUCUUUAGAAUAACAAUAUACUGAGAAAGGGAAUGUAUUUUCCCUUUCAUCUUUGAACCGUUAGGAAUUAUGACAUAUUAUAUUUAUGAAAUAAAUGCUAUUGAAAUAUA
Messenger RNA from Mya arenaria, 4237 nucleotides. Its product is annotated as general vesicular transport factor p115-like. Gene Ontology annotation, biological process: intracellular protein transport; transcytosis; vesicle fusion with Golgi apparatus. Gene Ontology annotation, cellular component: ER to Golgi transport vesicle membrane; Golgi stack; endoplasmic reticulum. The coding region runs from base 27 to 2870 and encodes 947 amino acids. NCBI's taxonomy places the organism in Eukaryota, Metazoa, Mollusca, Bivalvia, Myida, Myidae. The transcript has 22 exons. The record is from RefSeq and is a predicted model, not a curated record.